AUGAAGCGCAAAUCUUCGAAACGCUCGAUUCUCAACAAAAAUUCGAAACAUUUGUCAAAUUCAUUAACACCAAUUAUUGAUGUAACAACAAUAUCAUCUAAUCAAGUCGAUUUAGGCAUAGGAACUGCACAUUUAGAUUCUCAUACACCAUGUUUAAAGGCAAAUUUAAUAUUAAAAAGUCAAAAAGCGCUCAAACGAGAUUUACUUCGUUGUAGUGAUCAACGACCAUCACUGCUCGGUUCACAUACAUUACAACCACCACGUAUUCAUCCUGGAUCUCAGCAAGUGCAUACAGCGAGUUCAUCAUCAUCUGAUCAUCAACAACCAAAACGUCGUCAUUCUUUAUCAAUGAAUUCACGUACAUUUUAUGCAACAAUCGAUCGUAUAGGACCAUGGCCAGAUGUAUCAAUAAGUCGUUUACGUUCGGAUGGAAAUGAAUUAUUACGACCAUUGAAAAAUUUUCGUAAUUUAAAAAAUCCUCGUGUUUUUUCACCAAAAUACUAUGCCGGAUUAAAUGAAGCUACAAGUAAAUUUAUAUUUUAUUCAUCAACACGAAGUUAUAUUGAUGAAUAUCGAAAACAAAAAGGUUAUGUACUUGGUACACAGAAAACAUCACAAGUUAAUUCUCUAGUAUCAUCAACACCAUUAUCAAUACAACAAUCAGAUGAGGAUCAACUUUCUGGUAUGGGUGCAUUUAGUAGUGCUGUAGCUGUUGACUUAAAUAAUAGUACGAUUAGAGAAGAUAAAACACUUAUAUCAACUACAGAAUUAUCAAUACCAAAUAAUGGAUUUACAAAAUCAGCCAGUGAUUCACUUGAAUUUACUAGUACACCCCCAUCAAUUCCAUCAGUCACAAAAGUUUUUAAUGAUCCACGUCAUGUAAAUAAUUUUCCAACGAUAACUAUGCGUAAUGGUCAUCUUCGACCAACUCGUCAUCCACCUCAUCAUACUAUUGUUACUCAACAAGCUAUUGCAUUACCAUCAUUAAAUGGUUCAUCACUUCAUUAUAUAAGUAGUAUGAAUUCAAUUGAAAAAGCUUAUUCAAAUAGUAAGAAAACAUCAACACAAAAUCAAUCAAAAUUAUUUUUUAUUGACAGACGUCAUAGAAAAAGGAUUUCAAAUGGUGUUAAUAGUGAUAGUGAGAUUUUGUCUCGUUCACAAGAUCAUUCUGAACUUCAAGCUACCGGUGCUUCAUUAGGAACAUCUCCACAACGAUCAACAGCUGUAGUGGUUUAUCAAUUACCUCAUCAACCAUCCUCAAUUACUAUUUGUCAAAAUGAUGUUAAAUCAUUGAGUUAG
This is a messenger RNA of Rotaria sp. Silwood1, 1299 nucleotides long. The record is from the annotation of a GenBank genome assembly. NCBI's taxonomy places the organism in Eukaryota, Metazoa, Rotifera, Eurotatoria, Philodinida, Philodinidae.